GUUAUCAUCUAGCGCAAUUUUUAACACGCGAAAGUUUGCCGAAGUCACGCAAAAAAAUAAAGUCGUAUUUUUUACGCGAAAUAUACGAUUUUUCAAAUGAGUAUCAGUACAGACGCAAGUAAAUAUGUGAACGAUGUGAGUUAUUUCAUUUUUACUUUGUUUUAAAUGUUAUUUGUCACUGUAAUACUCAGUAAUAGUGUAUUUUUAGAGACAGUAGACCGAAAGCUGUAACUGGAGUGCUAUAUAUAUGAUGCAGGCAGUACAUGCAAAAGCCUUUAAGUGGCAAUGCGCCCUGAUGCUCCCCAUCACAGAGUAGAUACAUAUGCAGAGUUAUAACUAGUGUACUCAGUUUUUUUGUGCGCAUGCUCGGCAAGUUACUACAUGCAUGCAUCCCAUUGGAUGACAGCUCUCUUUAGCUGUUCGCGGAACUUGCCGAGCACGCGCAGUUGAUCAUUUUGCCACUCAAUGGGUUGGGCCUGUUAGGGUUUUUUUUUUCCCCCCGAGUGUGAAUGUGUGACGAACAAUCUAAGUACUGUAUAUAUCAGAGUUGCAUCAGUAAUCAAGUGAUACACGCCAAGAAAGUUGUAGUUCAUAAUAUGUUCACAACCACCAAACUGGUCACAUACAGUGUCUAUAGACCCAUUGCACAUGACGUCACAGCGCCGGCGAUGAUGCAUCUGGAGGACGAAUUAGCAAUCUAUGCAUAAUAUAACUUUUGUAAACAAAGCAAAUUUUGUAAAACUUUUAAUAAUAUUGUAUUAAAAUGGUUAGUUUUGCGCUGUAUGUGGUUGUUGUACCCGAACAGAUAUUGUUAGGGAGCAUCUGGAGGACACUCUAAGGAUUUGUGACGUCAGUGCAAAGGGUCUAUAGUAUUAUAUUACCAAUUGACAAUAUCAAAAAUUUUUUUCUGUAUUUCUUAAUUAGCCUACACUUGAAGUAGCAUGGGCGAUGAAGGCUUAUGAUCAUGCUGAGAUUUACUUCAAUGUAAGUUUCAUGGGUAUAUAUGCAUGUCACACAUCUGAUUCUCAACACGAGCAGGUUGACUACAAAAUUUUUUACUGCAGCUACAGUUUCAAAAAUGUAGCAAAUGAUUCACUACUCGAUCACUACAUCAAAGUAUAUCUUCAGUUGCUAGACACAGUUUGUGUCAAAUGUUGCUAUUUAAUUUUCUUUAUGUCACCAUUUCAAUGCAAUGCAAUGUCAUCUGUCAGAAUUUGCUCAAACAAUUUAUGCAGUAUAUAGGGCGUAAAAAAACCCCUGUGGUUCCGGUUUCAUAUCGCGAAAAAAUUAGGGUGGUAGGUUGGAAAUUUUUUUUUUUAAAUAUUUUUUUUCGUUUUUUUUUUUCAAUAAUUCUAGUGUGACAACAGACACCAUUUUGGCAGCAGCCCGCAACCAUCCGGAGAAAAUAGGGUCGCACGGUCAAUCACAUUGAAAAAAUAAUAGGGUCUGCAGAAAAAAAUAGGGUCGGUCGGGAACCGGAACCACAGGUAUUUUUUUUACGCCUAGUUGAACUGUUUUUUUAUCUUCAAAUAUUUAGCUGAUAUCCUCAAUUGAUUGCUCUGACCUCAAUUUUACAAGGUAUAGGUAUAAUUAAAGCAGGUUGCUAUUUCAUGUGACCAGGAUGUUAUUCAGAUGUUUUGAGCCAUCAGAUACUUUACAAGUUUGUUUUACUUUCUGUAGCCAUGAUAAUGAGAUAUACAACAAGUUUAAAACAGAAAUGAAAGACAUAAAGGUGGAAAGUCUAGUUGUUAUUAACUGUAGAUCUUGUCUGGUUCAUGUGAUGUGAUGUGAUGUGAUUGUACUAGUACUGUACAUACUGUAUUAAAAAUUGAUUAAAAAAUUGAAAUUUAAUUGCAGAUUGAUACCUUGGACCUUAAUGACCUGAAAACAAAAGCAUCAAAAGAUGUAAGCAAGAGAUGUUUAUAUCACUAUUAGUAAUUGUCCGCAAACGAAUGUCAAGUGAUUUACUCCUCAAGGGGAGAGGACUGGCAAUCAAUGAGUUAAUCAGACUGCCCAUAUUGUGCCCUACUUAAUUAUUUUACUCUGUCAAUAUCUCAGAGCUUAAUGGGUUAAUUGGUAUAUAUUGUUACUCUAUCCUAGAGAUGGAGACCAUUUUGUGAAAGUUUUAAAGGACAGGUUGAAGAUUAUAACUUUGGGACAUUACUCAGGUGUGCUUUAGAUUUUGUAACAUAUUGGACUUAUUGUGUCACAAAUGUGUAAAAACUAUAGUAGUAUAUAUUGUAUUGUGUGUGAUUAAAAUAUGGUUAGGUGAUUAAAAUAUGGUUAAUUCCCCCCCCCCCCCACCUCUGCAUACAAGGAUUUUUCGGGCCCCACCCCAGAUAAAUAAUGACCGGUCCCUAAUUGGAAUUGUUUUUGUAUAUUUGCAGACUUGAUUCAGCAAAAGGAAUUUCUGAUGAAAACACAACAUUAGGUUUGUAGACGUUACUCCAACCUGCUCUCCCCUUGACAAGUAAAUAGUUUUUUGUUCUUUAGUGAAUAAUAAAGUAGGGCACAUUGGGCACAAUGCAAUGGGUAAUUAAUGCUGUUGCUUUUCCAUUUUACAGUACCAAGGAUUCAAUUCUGGGCUAUUGAAAUUGCAAGAAAUUGUGAAGGACUAAACAGACAAUUGUUAUUGAACAAAGAGAAAAAAUGAAGUACAUUACUUGCUUCAUUCACACUUGAAUAACAUACAAAAACAAUGAAGUUGCCAUUUAGUGACAUUUUGUGCUAUAAGGAAAUGAGUUGCCAUUCAAUGAGAGGGGUUACAUUAAUUUCCUUGUUUGAGAAGGUUUAACUGCCUCUCCAAAAGGAAUUAUUACUUUUCCAGGCAUAGGUGGUAAAAACUAGAAAAGAUUAUUACAAUCCUAAAUGCAUCAGAUGAUUGAUGUGAGUAAUAAUUCCAACCUUGUUUUGUAAUUAUUCUUGUGUUACUGUAUAUUUUUGCAGUAAUCAUUUUAUUACUAAGAACUUAAGACUGUUUUAUCAUUCAUAUAUAAAUUCUAGCUGAUAUUUAAUUAAUAAACCAUCACAUAUUUGCAAUAGUAUAUAAAAAUAUUAUUAAUAGUGUCAUAUACCAUAUUACCGUAGUUAAUUAAUAAUCUUAUUGUACAUUACCAAAUGUUAAUUUACACCAUAAUUACACAUUCAUUAGUUCAACAGUAGCCUGCGCAGCGGCUCUAGCUGCUACGCAGGCUAUGCAACAGAGUGAUAACUGAUAAAAGGUAGGGUUUUCUGUCUACCCUGAUUAAGCACAACAUCUUCUUCUCCAUGUUGUGAAAAUUGAUGGAAAUUUUGCAGACAUUAUACUUGUGAAUACGGUUGAAUUAUUCAAAACUGGUUUAGUUGACAUGACUUGGAAUAAUCCUUUAACUCCAACAUUUUUCUGGCCCAUUUGAUUCAUAGCUUUAAUUGCAGGGUGUCGUCUAUCAUCACUUGAUGGUGGUGGCUUCCAGUGGUCAUAGUUUGUCUCAACCAAAAACCACCU
Molecule: messenger RNA, 3484 nt
Organism: Paramuricea clavata
Lineage: Eukaryota; Metazoa; Cnidaria; Anthozoa; Malacalcyonacea; Plexauridae
Source: the annotation of a GenBank genome assembly